Molecule: messenger RNA, 3339 nt
Organism: Aureobasidium namibiae CBS 147.97
Lineage: Eukaryota; Fungi; Ascomycota; Dothideomycetes; Dothideales; Saccotheciaceae
Exons: 8
Coding region: 1-3339 (1112 amino acids)
Biological process (GO): phosphorylation; phosphorelay signal transduction system
Molecular function (GO): phosphorelay sensor kinase activity; protein binding
Source: RefSeq, a predicted model, not a curated record
AUGAACACACAUCUGAACCUACUACGAGCCAUCGAUUGGAAACAAUACUCGGUCGGCCCCAUGUCAUCCUGGCCUCGAGAAAUGUCAACAAUCCUCUACCUUCUGAUGGUGGCACCCAGUCCACAAACCUUGGUAGUGGGUCAAGAGAACGUACUGUUGUACAACCAAGCUUAUGGCAAAACCGUUCGAGAUCUCCACCCCAGAAUCUUCGGCCAACCUCUCGACAGUGUACGAGAAUGGCAAAGUUACGGAGCCCAGAUGGCUGCACACAGACGAGGCGCUGCUGGUUCAGUGCCUACUCACGCCUAUUCAUCCUUUGUCGUACCCAUGCUGAACCAUGGACGCAUGGAAAACGUUCAUCUGAAGCUCAACAUUGCAGCACUACCGCCGCCUUUGAAAGGCUUCCAUCUGUGCUUUGAAGAGACUACAGAUUGCGAUUUGCGUGAGCGAAGACGUUCGACCGUGCGGGACCUAUCGAAAGCCUGGGGUUCGGCGACCGACCUGCCCUCGUUGUGGCAUCUCGUUCUGCAAAGUCUUUCUAAGAAUCCUGAGGAUUUUCCUAUUGCGGCCAUCUAUUCUACAAGGACAUCUCCAGUCUCGUGUUGUCAACAAGACGAAGGCUUCGAGAAGAGAGUGUAUCAUCUCGAAGGUUCCAUUGGCGACUUUGAGGACGGCACUCUGCCGCCUACAUUUGAUAUGGCCACGACAGACACGAGCAUGGAACCUCUCCGACAAGCCGUCUUGUCGAAAGACAAAGUCAUCAUCAACUGUUUGCCUGAUGAAUGGGCCAGGGGUGCACUACAACGUGGCACUGGCGACAUCUGCACAGAAGCAGCCGUCCUUCCGAGUAGUCUUUCACGAUUUCAAGAUGUGGAGGCCUUACUCAUCAUUGGACUACCGACCAGAGCACUUCUCGAUGAACCUCAUCACCAACACCUUACGCAGUUGCAAAGUGAGUUUGCACAUGUCGUAAAUACGUUGGUGGCAACCAUUGAGGCAAAAUAUCGAAGAAAGGAGAGUGCUCGGCAGAACCAAUUGGAAAAGGACCUGCUGGCCAAGGAACUUGCUCUUCGUCAACAGGAAGCGGAAAUGGCGACUACCUUGGCCGUAAAGGUUCUUACUGUGAUUGACGAGGUUGACAUAGGAUUCUUCGAGUACAAGAGCACGGGAGAGUUAGUGCGAGCGAAUGAGUGUUAUUAUCGCUUGAGCGGAUAUCCUCGGGACUGUCCAACCGACUUCAAACACAAGUUCCUCGACCUCAUUCAUCCAGCAGACGUUGAUAUGGUUGCGAAUGCAUGGCACAUGAUGAUCAACGGUCAUUGGCAAAAAUUCGAAUUGAGGUAUCGCAACGACACAGAACAAGGUCAAUGGGCUCUUGUGGCCUGUCAGCCUGUAAAGGACGCCAACGGGAACGUCACCUCGAUCAUCGGUGCCGUGACUGACAUCUCGACUCAGAAGAGAAGCGAGAAGAUUGCUCUCGAUCGGGCUGAAGCAUUGGAACAAGCCAGGGUCAGUGAAGAGAGGUUUAAGCGAUGCAUGGAGGUUGCGCCUUUCGGAUGUAUGGUAGCUGAUGUAACAAAGGGAGUACAAUAUGUCAACGAGACGUGGUGGCAGCUUUCACAACAUGCUCGAGUACCGCUAGACCAGAUCGACUGGAACUCUGUGCUACAUGAGGAUGAUCUAGACGUUGCAGACGAAGGCUGGCAGGCAAUGCUGCGUGGAGAACAAGUGGUCUACAAUCUGCGACUCAAAAGACUUUGGUACGAUGCCGAUGGUGAAGCCCGAGGGCCCGCCGAACUAAUGAUCACUGCACUACCCGAAUGCGAUGACACUGGCAGGGUCAUCAGGGUUGUUGGCUUCUCUAUGGAUGUCUCUCAUCUACGGCAUCAAGCCAGGAUUCAGCGAGAGCGGAUGGAAGAGGCGCUCGAAGCACGAAAGAACCAAGAGAUGUUCUACGAUACAGUCUGCCACGAGAUCCGGAAUCCCCUAUCAGCUGUCAUCCAUUGUACCGAUUCGAUCCACGAAAAUCUCACCGAGAUGCGUAAACUGGUCAAGAGCCUCGCUUCAUUCAACACAAAAGGCUCAUUCGUUAUGGAUGAAAGGAUCGACAUCCUGCUUGACCAUCUAUCAAGCAGCAACGAGUCUGUCGAGACCAUAUCGACAUGCAGCGAUCACCAACGGCGCCUGAUUUCGGACAUUCUUUCGCUAUCAAAACUCGAUUCCCAGCUGCUUCAGAUAAACCCUUCGCCAGUUCUCGCCACGAGUCUGCUCGAAAACAUUCGAAAAAUGUUUGAGACUGAAGCCAAAAGAGUCGGUGUCACGUUGGAGAUUGUUGUUGAUGCUUCAAUCUCUGAUCACAAUGUGGGCCAGGUCAAUCUGGACUCUGGGAGAAUUCUACAAGUCCUUAUAAAUUUGGUCUCAAAUGCCAUCAAAUUCACGAAGAACGAGCCAGGUCCUCGUCGGAUAACAGUCGUUAUGGGUGCUUCCGAUGUUAGGCCAUUGGACUUGCCCGUCGAUUCGUUCCACAGUCAAGAGUCGAUAUAUGACACGUCUGGAAGCCAGGACGAAUUCUAUCUUUGGUUCACAGUCAAAGAUUCGGGUCGGGGCUUGUCUGCCGAGGAAAAAGCACGCAUUUUCACCCGGUUUGCUCAAGGCUCUAGAAAGACUUAUAGCCAGUACGGGGGCAGUGGCCUGGGAUUGUUCAUUUCAAGACAACUUGUCGAGUUGAUGAACGGACAAGUUGGCGUCUCAUCUGAGCUUGGAGAGGGAGCCACGUUUGCAUUCUUUGUCAAUGCACCACUCAUUCAGCAAAUCUCAGAUGUGGACUCGAUCUCGAGCCAACAGUCCACGGCCGACUCUGCUAUACACAUACAGGUGACAGAAACACCGGAGCCAUGCAGAAAGACAAGACUACUUGUAGUCGAAGACAACGCUCUGAAUCAAAGAGUGCUUAAGAAGCAGCUGAUUAAGCACGGAUAUGAUGUUCAAGUGGCCAACAACGGCCAAGAGGCACUCGACCUCCUUACAGACCCAACACAAACCGUACAGAUCGACUGCAUCUUGAUGGACGUGGAAAUGCCCAUCAUGGAUGGCCUGACCGCGGCAAGAAAGAUUAGAGAAUGGGAAAGGCGAAGCGGCUCUGCCAGCAGCGACGACGGCAACACAUUUUACAGCAGGCUUCCCAUCAUCGCCAUCAGCGCAAAUGCCAGACCCGAACAAACCAAUGACGCCAUAGUUGCUGGUAUGGACGAUACGAUAGCAAAGCCUUUCCGAAUCGCCGACCUCAUACCUCGGAUUGACCAUCUGCUGGACAGGCGGAGCUGUCCCGCCAGGACUUGA